UGUGCUCCCGUUUGGGUUGCAGUAGAACAGGAAGGUCCACGGUGCUUUGGAAGCGGAGCAGCAGGCGGGGUGGCGCAGCAGCAGCUGAGGAGGCCGGCGCAGGGAGGGAACGCUGCCUUGGAGCGCGGCGUGCGCACCGCAGGGACGCACUGAUUGACAGUCGGAGGCACUGAGCACGCCGUGCGGCACACUAGCGGAGCUCGCAAAUCCUUCCCAGCCCUCACCCGCCUCGUCAAAGACAACUCUGUGUAACACCAGCCAGAGCAGCCUGGCGCAAAUAAGGGAGGCUCUUUCUCUCCAUCCCCUCGGACUCGGAGUCUUCUAAAUAAAGCAGGAAAAGGAACGCAGCUGCUAUCCCACCCCCGCGUUAACUGUUCUGGACCCUAACCUGGCGUUCUGAAGUCCCCUGGAAACGGGAGUGGAUGGACUAAAAAGUCAGGUUGCACUUUGCAAUCUGAGAAGAUUUUCUCGGUUUCUUUUUUGGAGUAAAAGGACUGCGACUUUCUUUCGGAAUCAUUUUGGGGUUGAUUUUUGUUUAUUCUGAAAUCCGGCAUAAUUCUGGCACGAUCGUGAGUCAUAUUACAAACCCUGGAGCCCGUGAACACUGCUUUUCAUUAUUUUUAAUUGGAAUAAUGGCCAGAUAAUCAGGAGACUCUCGGGAGGCAUUUUUGGUGCGUAAUUUGGUCGAUGCGUGCAGGUGCUGAGCCGCAGAAGUAGCCUAGUUGUGCCUCCCUUGUUUUUUUCCACGUUUAAUACCCAAUUUGUCCAUGGAGUAGUCUUAAUCACAGGUAAAGACUUGAAAGGAGCGGGUUUAUUCUGUUUCGCCGGGAACAAACAGGCGGCUCUGAUGCGCAGAUUCUCCGUAGUACGUGGUAAAUGACCAAUGGGGAAUCAUGAACAGCUCUUCAGAACUCGAAGAUGGGACUCGGCAUAAAAACCAGAAUUUCUGUGAGUGUGUGCCCAGCUCCUCCCAGCUCAAACACCGCUGGUCAGACUCAGAAAGUGCCAGGGAGACCCCGGCCAAGAGGAUGAGCUGCAGCUACCUGCUCUGCACCAUACUGCUGUUCGUGGCUGUGCUGCUGGCUGUCACUGUAACUGGCACCAUACUUUUUAUGAAUCACUACCAGGCCCCGCCCAUGUCCGAUGGCCUGCCACACAUCUCCACCAAUCAGGAUGAAGCCAACGCGCUGGUCACGGUCGAGCGAGGCGACGGCUCUCGCAUCAACAUAUUCAUCGACCCCAACUGUCCCGACUACAACAGUAACUUUUUGCGCCUGGAGGGUGUGCAGACGUCACUGCUGCACUCGCUAUCCGACCACGACUCUGACCUGAAGUCAGUGAAAGGCCAGGACCGGGCUCUUCUCGUCAGUCUGGCUGAGGAGGUGGCCAAGCUGUCAGCCCACGCGGGGCAGCUGAAAAUGGACUACGAGUCCCUGCGUAGGGGGCAGGGCAGCCUGGGGCAAGACCUGAACACACUGCAGACAGAGCAGGGCCGCCUCAUACAGCUGCUGUCGGACAGUCAUAUCCAAAUGGUGAAGAUGGUUAACUCGGUGAGUGAUUCUCUGAGCGCCAUGCAGAAGGAGAACAUGGGCCUGAAGGCACGUGUCAAGGCUGACCUGAUGAAGGGCCCCGUCAGAGGGGCCCGCUUCAAGGGCUGCGCCAAUGGCUCGCGUCCCCGUGACUGCGGUGAUCUGUACGCCAGCGGCCAGCGAGAGGACGGCAUCUACUCCGUGUUCCCUGUGCACCACCCUGCAGGCUUCCAGGUCUACUGCGACAUGACCACAGAUGGAGGAGGCUGGACGGUGAUCCAGCGCAGGGAGGAUGGCUCGGUCAACUUCUUCAGAGCAUGGGAGUCCUAUCGUGAGGGAUUUGGCAAGAUCACCGGUGAACACUGGCUCGGGCUGAAGCAGAUCCAUGCUCUGUCCAUCCAGGGGAACUAUGAGCUGCGGAUCGACUUGGAGGACUUUGAAAAUAGCACCGCUUACGCCCAGUAUGGAACCUUUGGAGUGGGCCUCUUCUCCGUUGACCCUGAUGAUGACGGCUAUCCUUUGACUGUGGGAGACUAUUCUGGCAAUGCAGGUGACGCUCUGCUGAAGCACAAUGGGAUGAAGUUCACCACCAAAGACCGGGAUAACGACCACUCGGAGAACAACUGCGCCUCCUUCUACCACGGGGCCUGGUGGUACCGCAACUGCCACACCUCCAACCUGAACGGGCAGUACCUGCGGGGCCAGCACACCUCCUAUGCCGACGGCAUCGAGUGGUCCACCUGGACCGGCUGGCAGUACUCCCUCAAGUUCUCUGAGAUGAAGAUAAGACCCACCCGUGACCAAGACAAAAAAUAAGACAGACAGCAGGAAAAAGUUACAAACAUCACCAACCACAAUUUCUGACAGCUAGGCGGAGUUUCUUGAUAUAGUUUAUUCACUAAAACAUACCUCUGUGAGUUCAGUUCCCUCCCUAUGUUUCACUUCCUUUUUGCUCCCCCAUCAUCCAGCUACUAGUGUCAUGCCGGCUACCAUUAUUCUUCCUCAUGGUCCCUUUCUUGAACAAAUAACCAUCAUCAUGCAUAUUUCUGAUCGCUCAGCUCACAAAAGCAACAUACCAGAGCUCUGAAAUCCACAGUCCACUGAGCUAGCUUUACUCAGUCUGACAUGGCGGUCCAAGCAUCGCCGGCAGGAUCACACACCAGUAAUUCGCUCCUGACAUGUGGCUCUGACCUCCCAUCUGCGCUGACAUGGCACUUCAAUUGUGGUUCAGUCUCACUGCCCAUAGCUGUAUAAUCUGUGAACGCUCCAAAUAUAGUAUAAAACAAACAAACCCUUCACAAAAAAGUGAAAAAGGAGAUACAAGAUCCUCCAGCGGUGAGGAGAGACAGUGUCACAUUUACAUCCCUGAUCCGUGUGAAUGAGACCCAGCAGGGAAGGAGUGCGGCAUCUCAGAUAAUUAGAAAGAGACAGAGAUGGAGAGAACGGGGAAACAAUUUGACGAGAGUUAAAUUAGUCGAGAAAGAAAGGGGGGCAAUGCGAAUCAGAGGCGAGAUGGAGAUGGACUGGUGACCUUCCAGUUACCAAGCCAAGUCCCUAUCGACUUCGCCACCACCGCCCAGCGAGUGAGGAAGAGGAAGGAGGUGCAAAAAGAAAAAUGGGAAAAAGAAAGAGACAACGCAGGAUCUCAUUCAUCUGACUUGGGCCAUUAGGGAGCAUAUUGGGCACUUUGUCUGAUCUGCCUGCCAGCUGAGUACUGGCCAACUGAUGCAGCACUCACAGAUGGUAACCCAGCGUGUGUGUGUGUGUGUGUGUGUGUGUGUGUGUGUGUGUGUGUGUGUGUGUGUGUGUGUGUGUGUGUGUGUGUGUGUGUGUGUGUGUGUGUGUGUGUGUGUGUGUGUGUGCGUGUGUGUGUGUACGACAGGGAGCCACGGACAGAGUUCUCUAACAUUAUCAAGUUCCUGUCAUGUGUUCAGUUGAGCGUCUCCACUGACCAUGUUUAGCACUGACAGACUCAACAUGAUGCAUGGCUGGCACACUUAGUGUGACCCUUCAUUAAGGUAGUUUGCGUGGGAUAACAGCGCCUGUAAUAUAUGUAAAGUAAUAGAAAGGAAAAACUCAAUUCAAGAGGGAUGACAACAUUUAAGAUCAAUCAAAAACUGUAUCAGACCUUCCCUAGUUUAUUAGAUUUUAUCGGACUUGUUAAGGACAUUUAUAUUCGUAUUUGACAACAACCCACCCCACCCCCACCUUUUUAUUUGUCCUCUUUUUGUUUUUGGUUGCUUGUUAUAGGUUCCACUUGUGUGACACAUUGUCUCAUGUCAUGAGAAAAGGUUGAGAAAGUUGCUGUAAAAUAAGAUUUGACGCUCUCAACCGCCGUCUUCUGAGUAGGAAUUCUACAAUGUGUUAUGGCCAAAACAAAAUGCGCAAACUAAAAAAAGAAUAAUAAUAGAAAAGGAACAAAAAAAUGUCAUGAAGUAAUUUACACAAAGGCAAACUGUAGGCAGAAAAUAGUGCAAUCCUGAUUUCCGUCUUUAUCUUUAUUUUUCAAGUCGGGGAAUCAACCUUUGUCUUUGUUUCAAGUUUAUUUGGAUGUACUAAAAGCUUUAAAAAAAAUCUGUAGAUUCUAUUGUACAGUGUGUUUGACUUUUAGAGCAUGUGAAGCUGUUUUCUUACUAUGCUACAACACAAAGAAUACUCUAGCACAUGGACUUCACAAAUCCACCAGUUAAAAAAAAUAAAUAAAGAGUAUUUACAGAACUUUUCUCGACCUGAUCAACAAGUGGGAGUGUCCCGUGCCGCUCUGAAGGUCGGAUAGGAGUGAAGAGGAGGCAUUUGAUUAUCCCUAAAGCACACGCCCGUUCAAAUCUGCAGCACAAAUAUAAAUAUUAUGGAGGCACAAUAAGAGAGGGAUUUUGGCACAUCGCUGCCAGCUGGACACAAAGGAUCUUUCUGACAUCUUUGCAUUUGCGUGGCACUGAGAGACAAUUUGAAAUGUGUUGCUGCCCCAGCUGCCAGUGAGUUAAAGUGUAGCACUGCUGCGCUGAAUGCCUCUGACUCUGGACCUGCUGCGAGUUGUUCCGCAAUCACCGUUUCUGGAAGGAUCUCCCGUUGCUGCGUGUGUUUCUGCAGCACCUCGGCUGUUUUGCAUACAGAUCUACGUCUCAGAGGACAUCAGCCUCUUCUCUUCAACAUUGAAAAGCACAGACUCAUGCUACAAAUACUUACUGAUGUUAUUAUGGCACAGAGUGUGAGGUUUGAUAAUGUCAGAGGAUAUGGCAAAUUGCAAAUGAUUGAAGUCACUCAAGGGGAAGGAGCUGGACUGCGUGUGAGAACGAAUGUGAGAGUGUGUGUGUCUCUGUGUUAGACAGAGGGUGUGUGUGUGCACAUGUGUGUGUCUACAGUGUCUCUGUGUGUACACAUAUAUGAACAUGCUGCGGUUUGUACAUGCCCAAUGUGCAUGAGCCAGACGACAGAGCGGGAGUGCGUCUCUGUGGACAUUUUUGAAGUAUUGUGAUGCUUAUGUACAACUUGCCUCCCCCCCUUGCUAUUUGUGUUGAUAACAGAGAGAUUUACAUAAUUAUAAUGAACUAUUACUUAUUGUGAUUGUGAACCCAUAAGAGUGGACACCACCUUCUGGUACUGUGUUGAACUGCGCUCGAAACCCUUAAAAUCCCCAAGAACCCACUCCCUAUAUUUCCAUCCACCUCAACGCAGCGUUGUGCCCACUGUAUGUUGAUGCUAGUUGCCCCCUCUUGUUAUUUAAAUGUAAAAGUAUAAUUUGCCAUGCCCCCCUUCUGUGUUUCUGUUGAGUGAAUGCCUUUGUAGUCACUCUCUCUGCUGCGGCUUGCUAAGUUUCCAACGGAGGUUGAUGAUAAAAGAGUGAAAUCAGAGGCUCUAAUCAUUCCCAGUUAUCCCGCUCAUUACAGUGCAUCAGCCCCCCCUGAUCGACCCCCCCGGUCCCCAAACCUCCUAUCUUUCUUACUGUGUACCUCCUUAAUUGCCUUAGCCUCUGCUGCCAAUUCCCCCUCAUUCCAAAGCUCCUAAAUUCUGCUCCCAGCCCCCGACUCCCUGCCUCUUUAUUGCUCUGCUUUUUCACUCUCAGUCCCAGCGCUGAAUUAACUCUGUUCUUCUUUUAGUUUUGGUGAAGUACUAUAGAUUGUUUUGCUGAAUCUUGAUACUGUGUUUUAAUGUUCUUGUCGACAUUUAAUAAACAUUCACAUUUUAUAAAUGGGGAACACCUUGAA
Molecule: messenger RNA, 5734 nt
Organism: Gymnodraco acuticeps
Lineage: Eukaryota; Metazoa; Chordata; Actinopteri; Perciformes; Bathydraconidae
Gene: fibcd1
Product: fibrinogen C domain containing 1
Exons: 8
Coding region: 894-2345 (483 amino acids)
Source: RefSeq, a predicted model, not a curated record